Molecule: messenger RNA, 1905 nt
Organism: Manihot esculenta (cassava)
Lineage: Eukaryota; Viridiplantae; Streptophyta; Magnoliopsida; Malpighiales; Euphorbiaceae
Product: auxin transporter-like protein 5
Exons: 8
Coding region: 176-1639 (487 amino acids)
Cellular component (GO): plasma membrane
Source: RefSeq, a predicted model, not a curated record
CUGUCUUAUAUAUAUAUCACUAUAUCCAUAUGCUGUUCCUCACUUCCAUUUCCAAUCUCGAAGCUCUUCUUACUCAGAAGCAUCACAACUCACGCACCCUUUAUAUAUUAAACAAAGUCAGUCAUCAUUUGAGAGUAAAAGAAGUGAGUAACUCUCAGCAGAAAAAGAGAUAGAGAUGGCAGCUGAUAAGGAGGUGGAGACUGUGAUUGUAGGGAAUUAUGAGGAGAUGGAAACUGAAGGGAAGCCUAAGGACAUGAAGACGAUUCUAUCUAAGUUUUUGUGGCAUGGUGGUUCUGCUUACGAUGCUUGGUUUAGCUGCGCUUCCAAUCAGGUGGCUCAGGUGUUGCUUACUUUACCAUACUCGUUUUCUCAGUUAGGAAUGGCCUCCGGCAUACUUUUUCAGCUCUUUUAUGGGCUGUUGGGUAGCUGGACAGCUUAUCUGAUUAGCAUACUUUACGUAGAGUACAGAACUAGAAAAGAAAGAGAAAAAGUUGAUUUCAGGAACCAUGUCAUCCAGUGGUUCGAAGUUCUUGAUGGGCUCCUAGGAAAAUACUGGAGGAAUGUCGGUUUGGCAUUUAACUGCACUUUUCUUCUCUUUGGAUCUGUCAUUCAACUCAUUGCUUGUGCAAGCAACAUAUAUUACAUAAACGACAAUCUAGACAAGAGAACUUGGACUUACAUCUUCGGAGCUUGUUGUGCCACCACAGUGUUUAUUCCUUCAUUUCACAAUUACAGAAUGUGGUCAUUUCUUGGCCUUCUCAUGACCACCUACACUGCUUGGUAUCUCACCAUUGCCUCUCUCCUCCAUGGCCAGGUGGAGGGAGUGAAGCAUUCGGGUCCAACGAAGAUGGUUCUCUACUUCACUGGGGCCACAAACAUUCUCUACACAUUUGGCGGACAUGCUGUUACUGUAGAAAUCAUGCACGCAAUGUGGAAGCCUCAGAAAUUCAAAGCCAUAUACUUGCUGGCAACACUGUAUGUACUAACACUAACGCUUCCAUCAGCAGCAGCAGUGUAUUGGGCUUUUGGAGACUUGCUUCUUAAUCACUCCAACGCCUUUUCUCUCCUCCCAAGAUCACCCUUCAGAGACAUGGCCGUCAUUUUAAUGCUCAUCCACCAGUUUAUAACAUUUGGGUUUGCAUGCACCCCUUUGUACUUCGUAUGGGAGAAAGCGAUAGGGUUGCAUGAAUGCAAGAGCUUGUGUAAAAGAGCUGCAGCCAGAUUGCCUGUGGUCAUUCCUAUUUGGUUUUUAGCUAUCAUCUUCCCUUUCUUUGGACCCAUCAACUCCACCGUUGGAUCUCUCCUUGUUAGCUUCACUGUCUACAUCAUCCCUGCCCUCGCCCACACCUUUACCUUCAAAUCAGCCGCUGCAAGAGAGAAUGCAGUGGAGCAGCCACCAAGGUUCGUGGGCAGAUGGGUGGGGACGUACGUGAUAAAUGUGUUCGUGGUGAUAUGGGUGUUGAUUGUUGGGUUUGGAUUUGGCGGGUGGGCAAGCAUGAUAAAUUUCGUACACCAGAUUGAUACAUUUGGUCUCUUCACAAAAUGUUACCAGUGCCCACCACCACUUCCCAACAAUCUAAACGCCACCAACGCAGCUCCUCCCCUCUACCACCCCAUCAAUCGUACUCACCACCUUUGAUUUCGGCCGCCGAAAACCAAAGAUUGCUAACUUAUAAAAGUUCUUUCCAAGACUUCCCAAAUCACAGCCGUUAUGAUCAUGAGAUCACAUCAUUUUGCACCCUUGGAUUAAGAUCCCUCUGCUGGUUAGACAAUGGAGACAAUUAUGUAACAAUACACAUACAUAUUCCUCCUUUUUAUGAUCUCCUUGUGUCUCUUAUUAAGUUUAGAAAGUUGUAUGAAUUUCAUUUAAAUAAAAAAAAAACGUAUGCAAUAUUUGAAUUUGCA